AUGUACGACCCGCGUUACGCAUCCCACCAUCUUGCCGGCGGCCUGCAAACUUUGGCCUUGCCGGCGGCCAUGGAAGAUUUCGAGUCCCAUUUCUACGACCAAACGCUGGACCACUUCAACUACCUCGCGGAGAGCUACGUCACUUUCCAUCAGCGAUACGUCGUCAACUCCAAGCACUGGGGCGGGCCCGGCGCUCCCAUUUUCGCCUAUCUCGGCGCCGAAGCACCCUUGACCCACAAUUUCUCGGCAGCCGGAAGUUUCAUCAUUGACAUCGCGCCAAGCUUCAAUGCGCUCUUGGUGUACAUUGAGCAUCGAUAUUAUGGAGACUCGAUCCCGUUCGGAUCGUGGGAAGAAGUGUUAAGAAACUCGAGCACGCUUGGCUACAUGAACUCUCAACAAGCUAUCGCGGACUACGCGGAGAUCAUCCUUCACAUAAAGGAGCGGUUCAAUGCCAGCGAUUCACCUGUGAUAGUUGUGGGAGGAUCCUACGGAGGAAUGCUGGCGACAUGGUUCCGAUUGAAGUACCCGCACCUAGCGAUUGGAGCAUUGGCUUCAUCGGCCCCAAUCCUUUACUUCGACGACAUUACCCCACAUGAUGCAUAUGUCAAUGCUGUCACCAAAGAUUUUAGAGAUGCUAGCGAGACGUGCUACCAGACAAUAAAGAAGUCGUGGGCAGAAAUAGACGAAAUAGCUUCCAAACCAGAUGGGCUCUACGCUUCAGCAGCCCAAUAUAACGCACCACCAAGUUAUCCAGUGACACAGGUAUGCACCGCAAUAGAUGGAUCUGGGCCCAACAAUGAUACUCUUGGGCCCAUAUUUGCUGGCGUCGUUGCUUACUACGGAGAUAUGCCUUGUUACAUCAACGAACCUACUAAUAAUAAGCCCUCUGAAACCUACGGUGGAUGGGAUUGGCAGACGUGCAGCGAGAUGGUGAUACCGAUCGGGUAUGGGAAUGACACGAUGUUUGGAUCGGAAGAAGCUUUCAACCUCACCAAAUUCUCAAAUGAAUGCAGAGAAAAAUACGGCGUCGCACCUCGACCUCAUUGGGUCACCACCUACUAUGGUGGACAUAGCAUAAAAAUGGUUCUCAAGAGAUUCGGAAGCAACAUUAUUUUUUCAAAUGGUCUGAAAGAUCCCUAUAGCAGGGGAGGGGUGCUAGAGAAUAUAUCGGACUCUAUCCACGCCAUCUAUACAGCUAACGGGUCACAUUGCUUGGAUUUACAGGCAUCAAAUGUUACCGAUCCAGAAUGGUUGAUUGCGCAACGUAAAGAAGAGAUCCAUAUCGUGCAUGACUGGCUAACGACUUAUUAUAAGGAUCUUCAGGCCGUUUAG
Molecule: messenger RNA, 1332 nt
Organism: Linum tenue
Lineage: Eukaryota; Viridiplantae; Streptophyta; Magnoliopsida; Malpighiales; Linaceae
Source: the annotation of a GenBank genome assembly